Messenger RNA from Gorilla gorilla gorilla (western lowland gorilla), 1808 nucleotides. It is a transcript of the gene CD83, whose product is annotated as CD83 molecule. NCBI's taxonomy places the organism in Eukaryota, Metazoa, Chordata, Mammalia, Primates, Hominidae. The record is from RefSeq and is a predicted model, not a curated record. Bases 195 to 812 code for a protein of 205 amino acids. The transcript has 5 exons.
GAAGGGGGCGGGGACGGGGGCGCCCCGGCCUAAGCGGGACUAGGAGGGCGCGCCACCCGCUUCCGCUGCCCGCCGGGGAAUCCCCCGGGCUGGCGCGCAGGGAAGUUCCCGAACGCGCGGGCAUAAAAGGGCAGCCGGCGCCAGCGCGCCACAGCUCUGCCUGCAGCUCGUGGCAGCGGCGCAGCGCUCCAGCCAUGUCGCGCGGCCUCCAGCUUCUGCUCCUGAGCUGCGCCUACAGCCUGGCUCCCGCGACGCCGGAGGUGAAGGUGGCUUGCUCCGAAGAUGUGGACUUGCCCUGCACCGCCCCCUGGGAUCCGCAGGUUCCCUACACGGUCUCCUGGGUCAAGUUAUUGGAGGGCGGUGAAGAGAGGAUGGAGACACCCCAGGAAGACCACCUCAGGGGACAGCACUAUCAUCAGAAGGGGCAAAAUGGUUCUUUCGACGCCCCCAAUGAAAGGCCGUAUUCCCUGAAGAUCCGAAACACUACCAGCUGCAACUCGGGGACAUACAGGUGCACUCUGCAGGACCCGGAUGGGCAGAGAAACCUAAGUGGCAAGGUGAUCUUGAGAGUGACAGGAUGCCCUGCACAGCGUAAAGAAGAGACUUUUAAGAAAUACAGAGCGGAGAUUGUCCUGCUGCUGGCUCUGGUUAUUUUCUACUUAACACUCAUCAUUUUCACUUGUAAGUUUGCACGGCUACAGAGUAUCUUCCCAGAUUUUUCUAAAGCUGGCAUGGAACGAGCUUUUCUCCCAGUUACCUCCCCAAAUAAGCAUUUAGAGCCAGUGACUCCUCACAAGACAGAACUGGUAUGAGCAGGAUUUCUGCAGGUUCUUCUUCCUGAAGCUGAGGCUCAGGGGUGUGCCUGUCUGUCACACUGGAGGAGAGAAGAAUGAGCCUACGCUGAAGAUGGCAUCCUGUGAAGUCCUUCACCUCACUGAAAACAUCUGGAAGUGGAUCCCACCCCAUUUUCUGUGGGCAGGCCUUGAAAACCAUCACAUGACCACAUAGCAUGGGGCCACUGCUGCUUCUCCAUGGCCACCUUUUCAGCGAUGUAUGCAGCUAUCUGGUCAACCUCCUGGACACUUUUUCAGUCAUAUAAAAGCUAUGGUGAGAUGCAGCUGGAAAAGGGUCUUGGGAAAUAUGAAUGCCCCCAGCUGGCCCGUGACAGACUCCUGAGGACAGCUGUCCUCUUCUGCAUCUUGGGGACAUCUCUUUGAAUUUUCUGUGUUUUGCUGUACCAGCCCAGAUGUUUUACGUCUGGGAGAAAUUGACAGAUCAAGCUGUGAGACAGUGGGAAAUAUUUAGCAAAUAAUUUCCUGGUGUGAAGGUCCUGCUAUUACUAAGGAGUAAUCUGUGUACAAAGAAAUAACAAGUCGAUGAACUAUUCCCCAGCAGGGUCUUUUCAUCUGGGAAAGACAUCCAUAAAGAAGCAAUAAAGAAGAGUGCCACAUUUAUUUUUAUAUCUAUAUGUACUUGUCAAAGAAGGUUUGUGUUUUUCUGCUUUUGAAAUCUGUAUCUGUAGUGAGAUAGCAUUGUGAACUGACAGGCAGCCUGGAUAUAGAGAGGGAGAAGAAGUCAGAGAGGGUGACAAGAUAGAGAGCUAUUUAAUGGCCAGCUGGAAAUGCUGGGCUGACGGUGCAGUCUGGGUGCUCGCCCACUUGUCCCACUAUCUGGGUGCAUGAUCUUGAGCAAGUUCCUUCUGGUGUCUGCUUUCUCCAUUGUAAACCACAAGGCUGUUGCAUGGGCUGAUGAAGAUCAUAUAUGUGAAAAUUCUUUGAAAACAUAUAAAGCACUAUACAAAUUCGAAA